This is a messenger RNA of Batrachochytrium dendrobatidis JAM81, 1746 nucleotides long. RefSeq lists its product as uncharacterized. The record is from RefSeq and is a predicted model, not a curated record. Gene Ontology annotation, biological process: transmembrane transport. Gene Ontology annotation, molecular function: transmembrane transporter activity. NCBI's taxonomy places the organism in Eukaryota, Fungi, Chytridiomycota, Chytridiomycetes, Rhizophydiales. The transcript has 3 exons. The coding region runs from base 1 to 1746 and encodes 581 amino acids. Gene Ontology annotation, cellular component: membrane.
AUGAUUGACCAUAUCAGUCAUGACGACGACAGUGAUGAACACUCUCCACUCCUACCAUCUCCAUCCAAUGCGACCCUUGCAGACUAUGAUCGUCUGUGUUCGCAGAGUGUUGCGUCGCACUCGACUACUCUGACUGCUAGUGCAACAGUCUGCGAUAGCCCUUACGUUAAACCAUCUCCAUAUAUGGCCUGCUUUCCCAUCUGUUUCUUUAUUCUUGGACUGACCAUCUCUUUUGUUCCUGAGCAGCAGUGGUUGAUUCUUUACCUGUGUCGUCGCUUUGCUAACCCUGAUGUUGCUGCUGCUGGUAGCAAUUAUUCCAUUACUACACUGCCUGAACCCUACAGCCAUUUAUAUCUUCCUGGAUUGUUCCAUAAUCCAGUUGCUUUUGGUAGUGCUGACUGGCCCUUUUGUAGUUCAAAUGCUGACAUUCAAAUUUUGGCUGCUAGAUGGAAAAUGGUUCUAUCGCUCUGUAGCAGCAUUCCCGCACUAAUCACCGCUCCUUGUCUUGGAGUGCUCUCUGAUCACUAUGGUCGCAAGCCGAUAAUCCUUGUUCCCUUAUUUGGUGCUGCUUUCUACUAUAUCGGUCUCAUUGCUGUGUCUCGUCUGCCAAUUGGAUUAUGGGCAUUUAUUGCUGUCCAUAUUCUUCAAGGGCUCAGUGGAUCUGGAAGUGUUCUUAUUACGGUCAUUACUUCUUUUCUUGCCGACACCACUGAUCCUGCCGAACGGGGUGCUACAUUUGUGUAUACCGAAUGUCUUGUUUUUAGUGCAGGUGCAUUUGGACCUUUGAUUGGUGGCUAUCUUAUCAAGAUUCUUCCAUCAAUCGAUUUUGUGUUUAUGAUAUCCGGUAUACUGGUUAUCAUGACUCUACUCAUUGUCAUCUUUUUCUUGCCCGAGUCUUUGAAAAAACUACAGCCAAAACCGACUUGCCCUACAGAUCCCUCAUUGCCAUUGUUAGACCACAAUGUCGCGUCUAACACUGCAGCUGUAUCAAAGAAAUUUAACAUUAUUGACGAAGUCAAAUUAGUGUUCCGUGGUAUGUUCGAGUCCUUUAGAGUAAUCAGCAGCCCCACAUUCGUGAUUCUUAUAGUUGUGAUUUGCUUUGCUGUCGCCGGUUUUGGAGGGAAAAUGAUGAUCUUUCCCUAUCUUGCCUUUCGCUUUGGAUGGGAUUCGUUUAUCGAGGGACAAUAUAUGCUUAUUGGCACCAUCUCUCGUGUAGCACACAUGGCUAUUACAUUCCCAAUUAUCACCUAUCUAUUUUCUCCAACGUCUUCGCUUGCAUUAGGCAGACGAUCGGCAUCAUCAGUCGAAAGAGGAGUCUCUGGAUCAGCAAACCUUAAAACUAGAUUCGAUCUCUAUAUAAUAUUGUCUGCCAUCACCGUUGGUGCUCUUUCCACUUUUGCUAUAGCUUUUGCGGAUCAAACGUGGCAGCUUUUCGUCAUUCCUCUUUUUGAUGGAUUUGCAUCGCUUGCAUCUCCAACCAUUCGCAGUCUCUUAUCUCUCUCUAUUCCUACAACUUCUCAAGGUCAAAUGUUUGCAUUUCUUCAGCUUCUCGAGAGUUGCGUUGGCAUGAUCACGGGUAUUAUUUAUCCUAUCAUUUGGAGCUCUACAGUCAAUACCACUAUGCCCAAUCUGUUUUUGGUCAUCAGCGGAUGUUUGUUUGGGUGUGCUGCCAUUGCUAUGCUGUUUACUCACUUUGAGGACAUUGGGCAUUGCGAUAAAGAUGUGAUUGUCGUUGAUGAAGAAUAA